CACUUCACAUGUCACCAGCCGAGGCUUCCACUGCCUCCUACCUUAGAUAGGUGCUCUUCCUCGGAUGCACCUUUACACACAUGGCACACAGCCCCCUGCUUUUCAUACACUCGGGGCACACGGAUUGCGGGUGUUUGGCUUAGCUAGGACACAGCUCGAGUCCAGGUGAGCCGGCAAGUUCAGGAGCGCAGCCCGGACUUGUACCAGAAAAUAGUGCCCUCCAGGUUUUCCGAAGGUUACCCCAAUACCUUCUUCUCUUUCCUUCUCCCCAUACCCCUCUUCAUUUCUUCUUCCUCCCUCUGCCUGUCUCUCUCCCUUUCCUCUCUCCCUUCCCCACCCUACCCUUUCUACUUCCCUCAUCCCUCUCCAGCGCUCCCCCUUCGGCCCCGCCACCUUGCACCCUUGCGGAGACUCGAACCGCUUACCGGGGGCUGCACGCAGGGGAAGGAGGCCGGGAGGGAGGGUGGGAGGCACUUACUUCCAAGUCGUUGAGCCUGGGGGGAGGGUAGUAGUGGGGAGGAAGGAGGGGGCCGGGGGAGGUGGCGGCAGAAGCAGCGGGAGGAGGAGGAGGCGGAGGAGGCGGAGGAGGCGGAGGGCGAGGCGCACUAGGCAUGCUCGCUCAGCAGCGGCCGCUUCAGGCUGGGCUGCUCGCUCGCUCGCUCACAACCCCGCGGCCGGGGACGGCGGCGGCGGCGGCUGCGGCGGGGCCAGCAGCGGGAGGCAGCAUGAAGGAGCCUCUCGGGCCUGCUGACUUAAGGAAUGCUGGGGGAAGCUUACUCACAAAAUCCAGCCUAAAAGGAAAGGUGACGGAUCCUGCCCGAGAGAGGUUUCCAAUGGCUGAGCUUUGACAGACACCAAUGCACCAUGUACAGUGUGGAGGAUCUCCUCAUUUCACAUGGAUACAAAUUGUCACGUAAUCCUCCAGUACCCCAUGGGGAUAGAUAUGAUGGAUAUCAGCAGGAUUGUUCAGAGAGUAGAGCUGGUCAUGGAACAUUGAAUGGGUAUGAAGCACACCCUACAGCCUUUGCUUAUAAUAAGAAAUCGCUGGGAAAAGGAUAUUUGAGUGACAAUGAGCACAGUGGAGCAGUAUCGGGGAGCCACAGAGAUCCCCCCAAUUCAUCUGCUUUCCAUCACUCUAAGGAGGGGUUUUAUAACCAGCCACCAUUAGAGUGGUCUUCUCAGCCUAAGCCAGAUCUUGCCUAUUGGAGACGAAAAGGACAAGACUUCAGUGUGCUGCUGGAUUAUACAGACCGAGGAAACCUGGAAACCCCCAGAAUGGCAGAGCCCCAUGGUGUGAACCGAAAUGUGAGAGAGGGUCAGUUGGAAGUAGGAUCGAGGUUGGAAAACACGAUGAAGAGAGCAGUUUUGGAAGACAGCUGGAAAAUAGCCAGAGAUCCCAAGUGGCAGAAUGCAAAUUUUGAAAGCUGGAACCAGCCUAGGAGACUGGGGAGGCAGAUGUCUGAUGGAGAUGGUGAGAAGCUGCUUCAAGAUGUGUACUCAUUUACUAAAGGAGAUAAUACAUUUAAUUCCCAAAACAAGGGGAAGUCCCAGUCAUUGCCUAGAGUGCUUUCCCCUGACAGCCUAAGAUGUGUGGAAAUGCCCAUUCUGAUAAAUGAUUACCAUUUCCCAGGGGAUACUAAAAUGCUAUUUUAUCCUACAAAUAGUACAUCAAACUUGGAAUACUUAAGAAACCCUGAAAAGGUUGACCCCUAUAUUCCUUUACAAAAGCCCAAGUAUGGGAGACCCCUAAAACCUCCGUCUUAUGAACUUCAUCGACAAACUCGAAGUGGAGUAGAAACCAGCAGGUAUCAGGACAACUACCAGAGAGACUGUGUUUCUUUUCUGCCUCAAACUAAUGAGCCCAGGCAGGACCCUUAUAACCCAGAUCCAAAUUUGGAGCCUCCCAUGUAUGUCCCACCACCAUCUUACAAGUCACCACCCCAGCAGAACACAAAUCCACAUUUCCUAAACGAAGUGCCUCAUUUCCAGUAUGGUGGUCACAUACAGCAGCAGCAGCAGCGGCUGAUGAUGGAGAAGCCCAUUGCUGGCCAUUACUCUUCAUCCAGCUCCUACAGGUCUGGGAAUCAAUAUGGUGCAAGUGGGUGUCCCCCCCAUGGGCUUUCUGGAUACCCCCAGCACGUGGAAGCUUGUAACAGCUCAGUUCAGUAUAUUCCCUUCAAUGACCCACGAAUUCGACACAUCAAAAUGACCCAUCAUCAGGACCUCGGCCAGCAAACCAAAUUCCUUGAAACGCUAUGUACCACAGGUCCCUCUGAUUUCCAAGGCCCAGCUCGGGUUCAAGCACAAGAUGAUGGUGCCUUUUUGCAUCCCGAAAGUCAAGUCCCCACAACCAAAAGUGAGAAUGAUCCUGCCACGUACGCACCUAACCUCGGGUGGCUCCCAGCAGCAACCCCCCCAGACAGAGAAAUCUGUGCCUUGCCUGACCAAAGAGACAAUUGUGUUUUAAGUGAACAACAGCCUGAUAAGGGAAGUAGCCGUCAGCAGUGCACUAAAGGGAGGGUUUCUUCCCAAAUCCCACAGCGGGAGAGUACCUGUGAAACCAUAACUAAGCUCAAAACAUUUCAAACUGGGAUUCAGACCAAGAAAAGUUCAAAGAAAAAAGUGAACGAGACUGUAUUUUGCUUGGUUUCUGUCCCAGUUAAAUCAGAGCCACAUCUGCCAGAUACAGAUAGGAAUAACAAUGAUUUAAAACAGAAUACUGAUAAAAAGAAUGGCAAUGAUAAGAAUGGGGUUUUGCAAGAACAAAGUCUCUUAAGCAUGUCUUCCACAGACCUGGAGCUGCAAGCACUUACAGGAAAUAUGGCCAGUAAAACUGAGUUACAAAAACAAGGACUCGGAGGGCCAAAACAGUACAAACAAACAAAUGACCUCAGAUUCAGUCAUCCCAUCAAACACAGGGAGCUCAGAUAUUCUGGCUCUUGGCCAGGUGACCAGUACAGAGACCAGCAAACGCAGACCCCUAUCACUCAAGAAUCCCAAACCUCCCAGUUUCUCCCUGCUAAAAAGAUGGAGAGCCAACACGACACACUUCCCCUUCCAAAAGUAUCAGACCCUGCUCUGAAAUUAUCAGAACUCUCUGCCUCUGAAACUCUGAAGACAACAGCAUCACCUCCCAAUGACUGGAAGAUGAGACCAAAUACCUGCAAUCUGAAAGGUCAAAUGUACUUCAGUCCAUCUAGCAAUAGUGCUUUCUCGAGGACUGCUUCAUCCACGAUUCCUAUAUCAAAAGCAGGCCAAAGCCAGCCUCAUGGGCCCUCUGCAAAUAUAAAUGAGAGGGACACUAAGCCAGUAUUCAAAGGUCAAGUGGUGAAGGGUGACUCAAGUGCCCCGUGUAAUAGUAAGGAGCUCUUUGGUCAGUUUCUCUUAAAACCAGUUAGCCGUCGUCCCUGGGAUGUAAUAAGUCAAUUAGAAAGUUUUAACAAGGAACUUCAAGAACAGGAAGAAAGUAGUAAUAAUAGUAGCAGAAGCAAUAGCAGUAUUGAUGGAGAAAUUGCAGAAAGUGAGCAACAGAUGCAGGAGGAUAUUGGUGCUGAUGCUGACCUAAAGGACUGUAAGCCCGAUGAACCCAGUCAAGAAAUGACAGUUAGACUACAGCCAAGGAUAACAGCACCAGAGAAUCCUGUAUUUAAAUCAGGAAGAGUUAAGAGUGUGGAGCUGAUAUCUGAUUACAUAUGUGACUAUCCCCAAGCACAGAUCUUGCAAAGAAGAGAUAGCAAAGGUGAAUCUGUCAAGCCCUUAGCUGAAAGCAUGAUUCCAGAAACAAGAAAGCAGGAAAUGGAGUAUAGAAUAGACAAAUUGGCUAUCAGCCCAGAUCCUGGGAGAAGAAUGAUGUCAAGUAGUUUGAUGAAGACAGCUCCAAACUCCUCAAGCUACCCAACUGACAUAAGAGAGCCCCAAGAAAAUAGGCAAUAUAGCGAUGUAUUAAAUUCUUUACAACCAAGCCAGAUGAUUCAUCCCAGGAGUGAUGGAGUUAAAGAGAGGGAGUCAGAAGGGCAGAUUUCUUUAGUGAACAAAACCCAGGGUCUGUCUGAACCAGAAAUAAAGUUUGUGGAGCAUGAUAUGGGUCCUGUGCAUAGGCCCAACAAGCUAGAUGGCAUUUUAGAAAAACCAGGUGCAAUAGAAAUCCCUCCUAAUGAACCUCUUCAAACACGGGCUGCACGGAUUCUGGGCAUAGAAGUAGCAGUGGAGUCCCUCAUCCAUGGUAACAAGGACAAGGGGACAAACCUUCCUCCCGGUCCUGCUGAAAAUAUUCCCAAGGCUGAUUUUCCAGCAGUAGAAACAUCAUAUAAUUUGGUGCAGCCAAAUCCCCCUGAGACCACAUCAUCAAAAAGUGCUUUUGAUAGCAGGAGAAAGUGUGGCUGGACCGAAAGCCCUCUCUUUGUAGGAGAGAGAGACACACAUUUGAAGACACGUGUAAUUCGCCAAGAUUCUGAACUAAACUCAGAUGGAAAUGGUGAUGACACCAUUAAUUCUUUGGUCUCUGAAUUUGAGCCCAAAUCAUCAUCUAAGCUCCAUGAUCAAAAGGACCUCAGGACAAAUCAGUCCUACAAGUCAACUUUGUUUCAUUAUCUGGAAAGAAACUCUACCGGGAUGGGCUCAGAAAAGAAAUUCAGAAGCACCUCCAAGGUGAUUGAAACUAUCCAAGAGAAAUUAGUCAGCCCCCCGACCAAAACAGCUGUGGAUCGGCUAAUGAGAAUGAAGGAAGUAGAUUCCAUUUCUCGAAUUAGGCGUCUCAGUUCUAAGAGCACGGAUUCUGGGGAGGAGACAGAGGAAGAGAAAAUUCAGAGGAGACUGGAAGGACCGAAAAGGAACUUUGGUUCUUUGAACGGCAGUGACCCAGGACACAAAGUGGAGGAUGCUAAUGCUGUGUCGAAGCACAUCAUAUCUCUUGAAGAAAAUGGCCAUCAGACAGUACAUAGUGCAAAGAAGAAUUCAGAGCAAGAUUUUUUUUGCCUAGAUACAUAUGAUCCUAGCCGAGUUGAAAGAGUCUGAUAUGAACGCCUGUGCAAAUGUCGAACACUCCAGCCCUCUCAUUAAGUAUUCUCCAAUUCGGGGCUGAUCAGUCUGCCUGGCCCAGGCGUUUGCUUAGAAAUCAUGACUAGUUUUGCUGUAUUGAUAAAGCCUUUACCACUGCCGAUAGAAUUAAUCAUUCUUCUAGAGCUGUUUUGUGGAGAUAAUGAAAAUUUUGCCCUUUGAAGUGACACCUGUUCCUGUCGCCGUUCUAAUUAAGUUGUGCCUACUUUUGUCAAGCUUGUCCUAGAAAGUACCAACCAUAUGUGUAAAGAUUUCCCUCUGGGAAGCCUGCAGUUCCCAUCACCAUCACCACCACCACCUCUGUUGUGUAUAACUUUUCUGGCCCAGUGGAUUUUUUGAGACUCUUUUCUUUCAGUGUCAUUGGAUUUGUUGGUCAGUUUGAUUAGGGUAGAUGUUAUUAGUGGGAGGUAUACUAUUUCAUUACAGAAAGGAGGGAAUGCCCACACUGAUCAUCAGAGCCUUAAUAUUUAAAUCUAUUUUUUUCUUGGUGAAAGGCCACUAUUAUUUAAAAUCAUCAUGGUGAAAUAAACUAGUCUAAAUUCAUGGAACAUAUUUUGAGCUGUGCAAUAACCUAUCCCAUGAAAUAGGAUGCAUUUUAACAACACCCAUCACAAAUUCAAGUGGCUCAUCAAUGAGAUAGCUUGAAGUAACCCUAAUCACUUUUAGAGAGUGAAACAGUGACUUUUUCUGGCAAGUGUUCAUCAUGAAGUUUUUACUGCUAGGAUGAUAGCAGCAGACUAGGGAAUGCUAAUGACUGGAAAGAAAACCAGGCUUUGAUUCAUAUCAGAACAAGUGACUAGAAGGAACCCAGGUUUAGUGCAGCAACUUUCAAAGAAUAUAUUUGUGAUCAUUGGCCAUCUUUGUUAAAAGUUACUGGGUAAUGCAGAAUUAAGUAUCAAGGUUAACAUCUCUUGGAAAGUGAUAAAUGUCACAAGAUCAUAGUUAUAGAAAUACUUGACUUUGAGGAAUUUCUGAUGUCCUAAGUUUUUGUAAACAAAAACUUUCAUAUUUGGGGCCAUUAUUCUGCUUAAAAUAGUGACUGCCUGAUCCAUCCAUGAAUGGAGACAGGAUUUAAGAGGAGGGGGUGGGAUGGGGCUAAGCUAUUGCUUGAGUGAGGAAUUUUUGUGUGUCUUUUUUUUCCACUCAAGCUAUAUAUUUUGUGCAUCUGUUUAUGGGAGUAGAAUUGCUACUCUAAACUGGAUUUAGGAAAAACAUUCCAAAUGACCUUUAAGAAUCUGCACAGUGGGAGGUCUUUCCAAAGAGUGGGAUGUUUCUCUCUGGCCAGUACUGAUCAGGCCAAGAAUAGGGAGAUGAUAAAGCAGAAGAAAGAGAGGGAG
This is a messenger RNA of Antechinus flavipes (yellow-footed antechinus), 6392 nucleotides long. It is a transcript of the gene JCAD, whose product is annotated as junctional cadherin 5 associated. Gene Ontology annotation, biological process: positive regulation of blood vessel endothelial cell proliferation involved in sprouting angiogenesis. Gene Ontology annotation, cellular component: ruffle membrane; adherens junction. The transcript has 6 exons. Bases 865 to 5013 code for a protein of 1382 amino acids. Lineage: Eukaryota; Metazoa; Chordata; Mammalia; Dasyuromorphia; Dasyuridae. The record is from RefSeq and is a predicted model, not a curated record.